Molecule: messenger RNA, 708 nt
Organism: Kwoniella botswanensis
Lineage: Eukaryota; Fungi; Basidiomycota; Tremellomycetes; Tremellales; Cryptococcaceae
Exons: 1
Coding region: 1-708 (235 amino acids)
Source: RefSeq, a predicted model, not a curated record
AUGUCUUUGACCGCCUCUACACCAUCUUCCGACAUUGUAUCCAUGACUGAGAACCCACCAUUCGACUGGUUAACGGUCUCUCCAGCUGAAGAAAACUUCUUCUCGAACGAUCGGAGGACAAAGCUGCGAUUUCAUACAGCUCCAUCAGGCAGCCACGUGAGCACUCGCCAUGGUUCAGCCUACAUCUAUCGUGGUCGAACACAGGGCACCGCCAGCCAAGGCACCAUUACGGAUGGAAACGAAUUAGUCCCGACCCAUUCAAACACUCAGCGCUUGCAGACUAGAGGAGGUAUGGGGCUCAAGCAAUACUCCAUCGUCGAUGAAUCUUUCUAUAAGGUGAGGAGUGCAGGAGUUCACAGGAUUAGCGAAUUUGUCAUAAAACCUGACGAAGGUUGGGAGGUAUCUGUCUCGAACACUGGAGAUUCUAUGACUUUUACACCCUCAUCAGAAAACGGGGCAUUCCAGUUGAUCGAAUCUGCCUGCGAGCCUCAUCCGAAUCGCGCACUCGUUCAAUUAGUAUUUGAGAGGUCCGGUUGGCUCGGAUAUGGAUCCAAUCUUGAACCGCAAAGUCAACCUAUGCUAGACAAUUUCGACGCUGCAGAAUCAGGUUGUCUGUACUACAUCUGGCGGGAUCUGGGUAAUGAUGAUACCAGAACAGGGACUUUUAGUCCUGAUCGUUAUUACGCUCAAGGCGCUCUAGGAAGGUAG